AUGACAGAAACCAACCGAAUUGUGUUCUUGGAUGUUUCCAACGGAAGUGAUUUGAGUGGACGCAUCAAGAUCGAGUUGUUUGAAGGCUUGCCACGUACCACCGAGAACUUUAGACAGUUUUGCACGGGAGAAUAUAGGGAAAAUAGAAGACCGGUGGGUUAUAAGAAUGCACCAUUCCACAGGAUAAUAAAGGGCUUCAUGAUCCAGGGAGGAGACUUUGUCCGUGGCAACGGCUCAGGUUCCACCUCUAUCCACGGAAGACAAUAUUUCGAUGACGAGGGCUUCACGUACGACCACAAAAAAUACACCGUUUCCAUGGCCAACUCGGGCCCCAACACCAAUGGUUGCCAGUUCUUCGUGUGCUGUCGAGACGUGCCAGAAUUGGAUGGGCGCCAUGUGGUUUUUGGCCGUGUUGUCGAAGGAUUCGACAUUGUGGACCGUAUUGAAGCCGCUGCAGUAGACAAAGAAGAUCGACCCCGCCAGGAAAUCAAGAUCGUGGACUGUGGCGAAAUGUAA
This is a messenger RNA of Suhomyces tanzawaensis NRRL Y-17324, 516 nucleotides long. RefSeq lists its product as uncharacterized. Bases 1 to 516 code for a protein of 171 amino acids. Gene Ontology annotation, biological process: protein folding; protein peptidyl-prolyl isomerization. Gene Ontology annotation, molecular function: peptidyl-prolyl cis-trans isomerase activity. The record is from RefSeq and is a predicted model, not a curated record. Lineage: Eukaryota; Fungi; Ascomycota; Pichiomycetes; Serinales; Debaryomycetaceae. The transcript is spliced from 5 exons. Gene Ontology annotation, cellular component: intracellular membrane-bounded organelle.